AUGCUCGAUCACCAGCUACCAACUGGCUCCUCUGCCAUAGCCAUAUGGACACUACGCAUAGCUCAGUCUACGCCCCCCACACGGCCAACUGGACUCCCCACAGAUAAUUUUGUGCUCAGGCCCAACCGGUGGCCGGACAGCGGUGGCGGUGGCGGCGGCGGCGGUGGGGGCAACGGCGGCUACCGCCCCUGGGAGCACAAGAAGCCCCACUACGACUACAGCCACGGGGGCGGCGGCGGCGGCGGCGGCCUGCGCCCCAGCGGCGGGGGCGGCGGUUACGACUCGCACCGCCACCCGCCCUCGCACCCCGACGAGAGCGAGGGCCAGUGGGUGCUCGUCUCCAGCACCAAGGGGUUCGCCGUGCCGCACCGCCACCGCAUCUUCCAGCGCGCGCUGGCCAUCAGCGCGAAGCCGCUGACGUCGCGGCGCACGGUGGAGAGCACCUUCCAGUCGGUGGAGGAGGAGCAGCAGCAGCAGGAGCUGCAGCACCACCUGCAGCACCACCGCCCCGCGGCCCCCCACUACGUGCCGGUGCACGCGCCCUCCUACCGCCCCGUGCAGCACCAGCCGCCGCCCCCGCCGCCCUCGCUGCGCCCCACGCACAACGACGUGACGCCGCUCGUGGAG
Gryllus bimaculatus (two-spotted cricket) is the source of this 627-nucleotide messenger RNA. The record is from the annotation of a GenBank genome assembly. Lineage: Eukaryota; Metazoa; Arthropoda; Insecta; Orthoptera; Gryllidae.